Messenger RNA from Nezara viridula (southern green stink bug), 2030 nucleotides. Lineage: Eukaryota; Metazoa; Arthropoda; Insecta; Hemiptera; Pentatomidae. The record is from the annotation of a GenBank genome assembly.
CUGUAAGUCUGUGUACAGUCACUUCCAAAUCACCGUUUUAUAUUCAGUUGUGUCACAUACAGUACAUUAAAUUUUCUUGAUUGAUAUUAGAAUAUAAGCUGAAAAUCAGCUUACGUACUACUGCUCCAGGUUUGACUGCCAACUGUCUUUGAUAGGUGAAACUAUGUUUCUCAGUUGAAGUUUAUUUACUGACUUAAGGACUGUUCUAUCGCUUUUGCAACCAUGGUGCUAAUCGCAGCAGCGGUUUGCACAAAAGCUGGUAAAACCAUUGUUUCAAGGCAGUUUGUUGAAAUGACUAAGGCCCGCAUUGAAGGAUUGUUAGCAGCAUUUCCAAAAUUGAUGUCAUCGGGUAAACAGCAUACAUUUGUUGAAACUGAUUCAGUGCGAUAUGUGUAUCAGCCGCUUGAGAAACUUUACAUGGUGCUGAUUACUACUAAGGCCUCAAAUAUUUUAGAAGAUCUUGAAACAUUAAGACUAUUUUCUCGUGUGAUCCCUGAGUAUUGCCGCAAUAUGGAAGAGUCAGAAAUUACUGAAAAUGCAUUUAAUCUGAUUUUCGCAUUUGAUGAAAUUGUGGCUCUUGGUUACAGGGAAAGUGUUAACUUAGCUCAGAUUAGGACUUAUGUUGAAAUGGAUUCUCAUGAAGAGAAAGUAUACAUGGCUGUAAGACAGUCUCAAGAGAGAGAAGCUAAAAAUAAAAUGAGGGAAAAGGCCAAAGAGCUGCAGAGACAAAGGUUAGAAGCUGGAAAGAAAGGCUACAAAACACCAAGUAUUGCUGGAUUCGGUUCAUCAUCAACGUACACUAGCCCUGUUGUCGAAACUAUUGAUCUGCCUAAACCUACAUACACACCUGCGAAACCUGUCUUAACAGCGAAAGCUAUGAAACUUGGUGGUAAAUCUAGAGAUGUCGAAUCAUUUGUUGAUCAACUAAAAUCAGAGGGAGAAAAUGUGAUUUCACAAGUGGCUGCGAAUAAACCUGUUGCAGCUAAGUUAGCCUCUACACCAAAUAUUCAUAUGGAAGAGGUCCAUCUAAAACAGGAAGAAAAACUAAUGGUUUCUGUAGGAAAGGAUGGUGGAAUACAAAGCUUUGAGCUCCAUGGUCUGGUAACAUUACGGAUAACUGAUGAAAAAUAUGCAAAGAUAAAAGUAUAUCUCGAUAACAAAGAUAAGAGAGGAAUUCAGUUGCAGACGCAUCCGAACGUGGAUAAAGAAUUAUUCAAAAUGAAGUCGCAGAUUGGUUUGAAGAAUCCUUCAAAACCAUUUCCUUUAGGAACUGAUGUAGGUGUACUUAAAUGGCGAUACCAAUCUCAAGAUGAAUCUGCACUUCCUCUAACCAUAAACUGCUGGCCAUCUGAAAAUGGACAAGGAGGAUGUGAUGUCAAUAUUGAGUAUGAGCUCGAACAUUCUCACCUUGAACUAAAUGAUGUUACCAUCAACAUUCCAUUACCUAUUGGGUGCUCUCCUGUUGUUGCUGAGUGUGAUGGCGAGUACAAACACGAGUCCCGAAGGAACUUGCUGCAAUGGGUACUGCCAGUUAUUGACAGGAGUAACAAAUCAGGAGCGAUGGAGUUUUCGACAUCUUCUGCUAUUCCUUCAGACUUUUUCCCUUUAACAGUAUCUUUCACCUGUAAACAGCCUUAUGCAGAUCUAAAGGCUGUUGAAGUUCUUCAUGUUGAUGAUGAAACUCCUGUAAAGUUUUCAAGUGAAACAUUGUUUUAUACAGAAAGGUAUGAAAUUGUAUAAAAGGAAAUACAAAACAUGGGGGUCAUUUGAUAGCUUUGAAUGAAUAUGUGUAAUAAUUGUUACGUAUAGUAUAUUAAUUCAUUUAUAUAUAUAGCUUUCUAUGUAAAUUAAAAUAUAAUUGGUUUAUUUUAUUUUCUUUUUUAAUGAGUCAGUAUUCCUGAAUUAUGAGUAUAUUUUUAAAACAGAAUCAAAUUAACGAUUUCACUGAACUUGGUUCAGAAUUUUAUAAAUACUAUUACUAUGUAUAGUUGUGAAGUUUAAUUAGUGUUAAAUAUAUUUUAAAUAUUGGA